This is a messenger RNA of Lindgomyces ingoldianus, 1155 nucleotides long. RefSeq lists its product as uncharacterized. The transcript is spliced from 10 exons. The record is from RefSeq and is a predicted model, not a curated record. Lineage: Eukaryota; Fungi; Ascomycota; Dothideomycetes; Pleosporales; Lindgomycetaceae. Bases 1 to 1155 code for a protein of 384 amino acids.
AUGCAUGGUCUCAGUGUUGUCUCUUGUGUACUAUACAAAGCUGUCCUUAAAUUGUUGGAGGGGGCCAAUUUAAUGUACUUGAAUACCUCUCGACCUUGGGGGCUGAGCUACCUCAGGAGAGUCCGCUUCCCACAUUUCCGCCAACAGAAACUUGUCAUUAGUCAGAUAUCAGAAGGGAACAUGCUGUUCCUUGAACAAUUCCUUCGUCUUAUACGGACCACUCAUCCCCUUAUUGUUACACAAAGCCCGACGCUUGGGCCAUUUCAUGGGGCAAACCUUUGGAGUCGAACUAUCGCCACUUUCCUCUCUAGACGCCUCACAAAGCCUUCCACUAGUUUUGUGCCCCGCCUUAUUCUGUGUGACUUCCUAACAGCCCGCCUACCACCCACACCGCACAAUUUCUCAAUGUCUGGAUCAGCCCGAUUCAUAGGUCAGUUCAGCCCACGCCCAUUAAUCAUGAUUCCUAAAUCCGGGCGCCUGAAGUAUGCUCUGAGGAAUGUUCGGAAGGUUGACGUGCCGCGCUUCCGAGAUAUUUUCGAUGCUCCCUGUGUGCAAGUGCUGAACGACGCCAUUACUGAACACUCCGUGUUUGCACACAAGUAUUUGAAGGACCGCCUCCUGUACUUUACUCUAAUACAGGAUAUCGUUCAUAGCGGUACCAAAGCAGAUAACACCUUAAUUGAGCGGGAAGAGAAUGGCCGCGUGAUUUCCCUUUCCUUUGCACAAGUGGCUAACCUAGAAGAUGCCGCUUAUGUAGCAGAUAAUUACGCCACCAUGAGAAGACAAGUCGGAAACCCCAAUAAUCUGUCAGAUAUAUUCGCUUUCAGUGUUAUCUUAAGUGCCCUGGCUUCUUCUGUGUCUAUCUCGCUCUUUGAUUUUCUGUCUUUUAGUACAUCUACGCCGUCACAAAACGAGUUACCUUCGCAGACACUCGCUAUCGUCCUUGAACGCCAACUGCUCCAUUUCUCUGAUCUAAUUGUAGAUCUGAAGGGAAGACUGACGGCUAACGAUGCACUAAUAACUCGACAGAGCUGUGGUGAUAAUGAAGAUGACAGGCUUAAGACGGAGCCUUUUCAACCGGUCAUCUCCAUUCCCGGCACAUUAGUUGCCGAAACUAGAGGUCCCCAGAGAAUCAGGCUCUUCCCUCCUGAUUGA